ACGUCUGUCUGUGCGCGGGACGACUUCAGUAAAAAUUACUGAAUCCGAUUGCACUUUCGUCUCUAUGAUGCUUGGCUGGACGUCCUGUACCCAAUGCCUCGGUGGCCAUGCUCCGUUUCUCAAAAUCCAGUGAGAUUUUGGCGAUGAACGCUAAAGCAUUCGAAUCUUAAGGUUUGAACGGCCACUUCAGACAACGAAAAAAGUAAAAAAAGAUUUUUUUUUUUACCUCAUCUCAGUUCGUGGUUCUUGGAUCUUCUCACCAAAUGAAACAGGAGGCCCGAGGCGCUCGUGUUUUUUUGGCCCCACUUUUUUUGCCUUUUUUCCGCGAGGAGCAGAGGAAGGACUGGAAGAGCUAAUUUUUCAGUGGCUUCGAUACCACGCGCCCUCUAGUGGUUCCCCAAAAGUGACCAAAGCUCCGGGCGGAAUACCCACGACGUCGGGAGAUACCACGACGGACACUGCGAAACGACGCACGUCGGGACUCCUCCUUUAGAACUUCCCGGGACGCAGGUUGUAAUUGAGUUUCUGACGGAGGACUUGCCUCUCGGGAGGGACGCCCGACACCAGCUCCUGAAGGUGUGACAGUCUUUCCGUUGACACGGGAGGCCACGGAAGAGAAUGUGACAAUACCGAGGGCACCAGGGAACCGACCGAAGGAUGCCUCGCAGUGCUCGAGUUGUUUUCGUUGCUCUCUGAAACUGGGUGAGACUGAGAAACGCUCUCGCUCGUUCAUUUCUCCUGAAGCCUGUAGUGAAUGACAGUUGCCAUAGAAUGAGUGACAUUGACGAGUUGUGGUCGGUGAUUUUAUGAAAGACGAGAAACGAUAAUACCAAACAACUUUUAUAGAAACUGCCGCUGUUGACGUCAGUAAUCAAAAAGUUUUUGUCUAAUUUGAGAAUGAUCAAUGAAUAAACGAAAGACCGGAAUAAUAAGCUACAGGUGAACAAAUCCUUCUUUUUAAGAAACGCCAAGCAAUUCGUGCUUACACACAAAUGGAAGAAAGGAUUUUCACCGUUUUAAAGGACUAUUUCGAGUAAGUAAUGAAAUUAAGUAGGUGUUUUCGUCAGUAAUAAUUUUUCAUUAAGAAAAUUUGAAGUGGCUUUAAAUGCUUUGUAACCUUGUCGAAUCAUUACUUCUGGUUUGACAGGUCAGAUGCUAAGACUUACUUUGGAGAGAAAAAACGGAACUGCAAUUGAUCUUUUUCCACUUAAGUGAUGGUCAUAAGAUCUUGAAUAUGCGUGUCAAUAUUUCUAGUAUGCAAAUGGAUCAUCUGACUGCAUAAUUUAUCUGAUAACCAUCAGGCAAUCUUUCUUUUGUAAAGACAUGCAAAAUUGUAAGGAGAUUCCAUCGCGCUGUAAGUAAUUAUCCCAAAAUACUCUGAUCUAUUAUGCUGGCACUUUUUCGUAGAUGACCUUCAUAAAUAUGUCAGAAUUCAGUCGGCAAAAACUUCAAAAGUAUUCCGUGAAAAACUGCCCUCCGUCCAAAAGAAACUUGAAAUAAAAAAAAAAAAAAAAAAAACAAUUGGCAAGACUUGAAAUAGUGAAUAACAGGUUGUGCUGUUGAUAAACAUUCCUCUCGCAAUCGUACACUGACAGAUCACGACAGGGAAAAUAAAACGAACAAGAAGCAAAUAUAAUGUGUUGAAAACUGGUCUGCAUUCAGCCCCCUCACCCCCUACCGGCUUGCGUAGGGUCUCUUAUUGAUAGAUUGUCUUGAUUAUACAUCACACACAUCGGCCUCAUGCAUGAUAUCAUCAAAAUGUGCAGCUUCGAGGGCACGAAGUCCACGAAGGGCGCCUCCAAGAUGAGGCGUGACCUCCUGAACGCUGAAAUCAGCCAACUGAGGGACCUCCUGCCGCUGCCGUCGUCCACACGCCAGAGGCUCUCCCAACUGCAGCUGAUGGCCCUCGUCUGCGUCUACGUCAGGAAGAGUAAUUACUUCCAGCAAGCUAUGAAACAUGCUCCAGCCACUCGAGCAGAUGCACCUAACCUGGAGUUCUUGAAGGCACUAAGCGGCUUUCUGAUGAUGCUCACUCAAGGUGGAAAAUUACUCUACAUCUCUGACAACGCUGCCGAGUACCUCGGUCACUCCAUGGAGGACCUCCUGAUCCACGGCGACAGCGUCUACGACAUCAUAGACAAGCAGGACCACGCCGCCGUCCAGGCCGAGCUCCUGAGGGGCUCCCAGGUCACUUCGUCAGCCUCUUCGUCGGUCCUCUCGCUCGACGAAGAUCGCCUCUUCCUCUGCCGCAUGAACGUCUCCAGGAACGCCAGGAGGCAGAUGCGCUUCGGCGAUCAGAAGGUCGUCAUCGUCGCCGGCCACUACCUCUCCUACCUUCCUCUGUGUUCGAGGAACGAGCCGGUGUUCUUGGCGCACUGCACGCCAGUGGCCAUGCCGGAGACGCGCGAGAGCGUUGUCCUAGGAGCCACAAACGUCUUCACGUCAGUCCACACCUUAGACAUGAAGUUUAUCAAUCUGGAUAAAAUCGGCGAGUUCUAUUUGGGAUACAACCGUUCGUCCCUCGCCGGCGUCUCCUGGUACCACCUCAUUCAUCCGGAAAAUAUGAGGGAGGCGCAGACGAAGCACAGACUCAUUACUACCAGCGAGCAAGACCGUUCCUGCAUCUUGUUGCUUCGACUCCAGGCCGCCGGAGGCGCCUGGCGUUGGGUCCACUGCGUCUUGCAAGUCAAAGAUGGCGCCGAAUCCUGCCAGCAGACGCAACUCGGCGCCCUCACAGGCCCCCCGCCCAUAACGAGCGGCAGCGGAAGCGCCAGUGCAGCAGGUGCCAGCAGUAGCAGCAGCAGCAGCAGCAGCAGCAGCUCCACAACUGCCAGCAGUAAUAGCAGCAGUAGCAGCGCUAGCAGUAGCAACGGGAGUGGCAGCGGUAGUAGCAGCAGUACUAGCUCUGGUUCGACUCAGCAGCCCGUGAUUGUGGCCACGAAUCAGGUGCUCGGAGAUCGUGAGGCGGCCGUGCUGAGGGCUAAUUCUUGGCUCUAUCACUAUUAUUCGAUGCAGUCCAAGUUGCAAUACGGGUUGGCGUACGACGCGCACGCGCAGCGAGUGCACGCGUAUUACCCGCAAGUUAUGACAUAUCAGAGUGACCCAGGAGCCGCCUACAUGAAUUCUUCCGCCCUGAACGGCACCCACUACCAUCAGCCAUACGCCCCGGCAACUGCGCAUGCUCCCUACUCUCUAACGACGCCAUCCGCUUACGCUCACCUCCAACACUAUCACCACCACUACUCCGUCCGUCUCCAACACGGCCUGGACUACUCGCGAGACGCCGCGUGGGGUUACUACGACACCAACCACACCUCCAACACGACUUCGUCAUCAUCAUCUUCUUCAGCGACCCACGGCCACGCGUCCUCGACCUCCCGGAGCAGUAGGUCCUCCGAGUCACCCACAGACACCAAGAGGAGGUCCUCGCCUUCUGUCAACCACGGCGUCUCCGAGGGCAGCGGCGGCGGAGCUGGUGCCGCAGCAGCAGCAGCAGCAGCGGCAGCAGGAGGGGGCGUGGCCGUUGCAACCCCAGUGGCCGUGAGGGCUGCCCCUGCGGGAGUUCACAAAGGGGCUUCCUCUCCCGAGCUGGAACACCUCGACGUUCCCUGGAAGGCUUCGCCGACGCAGGAAGUGCCCGAUUACCCAGAGUACUCCCCUUACAUCACGCCUCCUUACUCGGCUGCUACGCCCACGAAGCAUCACGUCUUCUCCUUCGAUCCCAACGAUCCGAGGGACGCCCACACUCAGCAUGACCAGCACGUGCCCUCAGGACCUGCUGAUCCAAGAGAUGCUCCUUGGUAUUCCCACGCCUUCGUCAGGUGAUCUUCACACGAUGUCGUUAAAUUAUAU
Messenger RNA from Macrobrachium nipponense, 3852 nucleotides. Its product is annotated as neuronal PAS domain-containing protein 4A-like. Gene Ontology annotation, molecular function: protein dimerization activity; DNA-binding transcription factor activity, RNA polymerase II-specific; RNA polymerase II transcription regulatory region sequence-specific DNA binding. Bases 1741 to 3825 code for a protein of 694 amino acids. The transcript is spliced from 10 exons. The record is from RefSeq and is a predicted model, not a curated record. Gene Ontology annotation, biological process: regulation of transcription by RNA polymerase II. Lineage: Eukaryota; Metazoa; Arthropoda; Malacostraca; Decapoda; Palaemonidae.